Messenger RNA from Hypoxylon fragiforme, 2114 nucleotides. RefSeq lists its product as uncharacterized. NCBI's taxonomy places the organism in Eukaryota, Fungi, Ascomycota, Sordariomycetes, Xylariales, Hypoxylaceae. Gene Ontology annotation, molecular function: myo-inositol:proton symporter activity. The record is from RefSeq and is a predicted model, not a curated record. Gene Ontology annotation, biological process: transmembrane transport. Gene Ontology annotation, cellular component: membrane. The transcript is spliced from 5 exons. The coding region runs from base 168 to 2033 and encodes 621 amino acids.
CCUUUUCAUAAGAUUCGGGUUCCAUCUCCUAUAGUUAGUUGUAGGAGACGCUCGUCUGUUGUCCCGUUGGCAGCAGCCCCGAAUAUUUUUAUUCACUUCCUUUCCUUACCUUCAACUAACUAGCUCUCCCCGGACUCGUCUGCUAUUCUCUUCGGUUGUGAAUAACCAUGAGCGAUAAGGUUCCAAUCGACGCCAUCGAGCCCAAGGGCGUCGAAGGUCGUCACCUAGAGACUGGUGUCCAAGCCACUGAACAUGUCGACUUGAACGCCAACCUAGAAGCGAGGAUCAAGAACCCUCUGAAAGGCAUCCCCCGCGAGCAGCUAAUGCGCGAUGUCGAGAACUUCGCGCACGAGAAGAACCUGGUCGAGCACAUCCCGCUCCUGCGCAAGGGCGCCCUGGUCGCCCAGAACCCGCACGACUACGAGGACCUGGACGGCGAGGAGGCGCUCGACGAGGUCGAGAAGCAGUGUCUCCGCGACGAGAUCCUGCACCGGUGGCGCAUGCCCGCUCGCCUGUUCCUCACCAUCGCGACUUGCUCGAUCGGUGCUGCGGUCCAGGGCUGGGAUCAGACUGGUAGCAAUGGCGCUAACAUCUUCUUCCCCGAAGUUUACGGCAUCGGUACUGAUUCUUCUCGUGAUCGACUUUUGGUCGGUUUGGUCAACUCCGGUCCUUACAUUGGAAGCGCCCUCAUCGGCUGCUGGCUCUCGGAUCCCAUCAACAACUGGCUCGGUCGCCGUGGUGUCAUCUUCGUCUCCGCUCACUUCUGUCUCUGGCCCGUCAUCGGUUCCGCGUUCUGCCACACCUGGGAACAGCAAUUGGCUUGCCGUCUGCUGAUGGGUAUCGGUAUGGGCGUGAAGGCUUCUACUGUACCUAUCUACGCUGCCGAAAAUGCCCCUGCUUCCGUUCGUGGUGCCCUGGUCAUGUCCUGGCAGAUGUGGACCGCGUUCGGUAUCUUCCUCGGAACCGCCAUCAACCUCGCCGUCUUCUACCACCCGCUGAACUGGCGACUGAUGCUGGGCGCCCCCUUCAUCCCGGCCGUGCCUCUGCUGUGCCUGAUCUACCUGUGCCCCGAGUCGCCCCGCUGGUACAUGAAGAAGAACCGGUACUCGGACGCGUGGAAGUCUCUGAUCCGGCUGCGCAACAACCCGAUCCAGGUGGCGCGGGACAUCUACUACAUCCACGCGCAGCUGUCGAUCGAGAUGGAGAUCACGCAGAAGAGCAACUACGUCACGCGCUUCACGCAGCUGUUCACCAUCCCCCGCGUGCGCCGCGCCAACAUCGCCGCCUUCACCGUCAUGAUCGCCCAGCAGAUGUGCGGCAUCAACAUCAUCGCCUUCUACUCCACCACCGUCUUCGUCGAGUCCGGCUACGACCAUUUCCAGGCCAUGCUCUGCUCCUUCGGCUUCGGCCUCAUCAACUGGCUCUUCGCCUUCCCCGCCUUCUGGACCAUCGACACCUUCGGCCGCCGCUCCCUCCUCCUCUUCACCUUCCCCCAGAUGAUGUGGACCCUCCUCGCCGCCGGCCUGUGCACCCUCAUGCCCAUCUCGACGGCGCGCACCGCCCUCGUCGCCCUCUUCAUCUUCCUCUUCGGCGCCUUCUACUCCCCCGGCGAAGGGCCCGUCCCCUUCACCUACAGCGCCGAGGUGUACCCGCUCUCCCACCGCGAAGUCGGCAUGGGCUUCGCCGUCGCGACGUGCCUGUUCUGGGCCGCCGUGCUCAGCAUGACCUUCCCCUUCAUCCUGGACCGCCUCGACACCGUCGGCGCGUUCGGCCUGUACGCCGGCUUCAACUUCGUCGCCUUCUGGAUGAUCUUCUUCCUGGUGCCCGAGACCAAGCAGCGCACGCUCGAGGAGCUCGACUACGUGUUCGCCGUGCCCAACCGCAAGUUCGCCAGCUACCAGGUCACCAAGGUCGUCCCCUGGUGGUUCAAGCGCUACGUCCUCUUCCAGCGCUACGCGAAGCUCGAGCCGCUCUACCAGCAGGAUAACGACGAGGUCCCGCGGCACUUUAUUGAUAAGCAGGCUUCUUCGUAGACGCUAUGUAUGCGCAGAGAGAUGGGGUGUGUGGUGUGUGUAUAAGAGAGAAACGGGUACACGGCAAGUAAGCUGAGUAAA